Messenger RNA from Branchiostoma floridae (Florida lancelet), 1659 nucleotides. RefSeq names its product probable serine/threonine-protein kinase qkgA. The record is from RefSeq and is a predicted model, not a curated record. NCBI's taxonomy places the organism in Eukaryota, Metazoa, Chordata, Leptocardii, Amphioxiformes, Branchiostomatidae. Gene Ontology annotation, cellular component: endomembrane system. Gene Ontology annotation, molecular function: GTPase activity. The transcript has 2 exons. Gene Ontology annotation, biological process: intracellular protein transport. The coding region runs from base 1 to 1659 and encodes 552 amino acids.
AUGCUGAGGACGCCGCAAAUUAAUGUAGUAACUUUUUCUGCUAUAGAAGCCGUGCAGAAACAUCUACGUCAUCCCGGCGGGCAUGCGGAUGACGUCACAACACCUUCCGAAGUCAAGUGUGUGAUUCUGGGACAGACUGAGGCAGGGAAGACCAGUCUGCUCAACUGUAUGAUGAAGGGUCAAGGUCACGUGGAGAUUGAAACUAACAGAACCAUCGGUGUUGACGUCAUCCCUUACCAUGACACCAAGAAUAACGUCAAGUACGAGAUGUACGACUUCGGAGGUCACCAGAUCUACCACUACACGCACCGGUUCUUCCUGACACGUCAGGCCCUGCACAUUCUCAAUGUAGACCUGCCAGGAUACAAGUCAGAAGAGUUCCAGGAACGAGUGAGAACGUGGCUAACAUCCGUGACUUCCCACGUGUUCAACCCGGCUAUCCUUGUUGUAGGGACCAAAGUCGACCUGUUCCCGCCAGACAAGGCCGAGGAGAUGAUAGCAGCAGCUUGUUCCUCCAUCCAGAGAGGCAUCCAUGUCGCUGAGAGUAAAAUACAAGCCAAGCUGAACGAAGAGAUUCAACUCUGCCAGAAGGCGGUGGAUGCAGCGGACGGUAAAUCAGACAUGACCGGACCUUUCUACGGUCUCACAAGAGACGACAUCUUGGCCAAGAAAGAGUCACUGGAGAAGUUACUUGACGGACGACCCAAAGGUGUGUUAAACGUACAGGUUAUCCCGGUCAGCAGCAAGACGUUCCAGGGUAUCGAAGCUCUGUGCGACAAGAUGGCAGAAAUGGUGAAAGACGAGAGAUUGUUCCCUGCUGCCCGCCAAGAGCUGUCGGCUUCCUGGACGGAACUGUCAGAAAACAUCAAGACUUCAGGACGGCCGUACCUUCAUGUCAGGGAUUGUCAGGACGUCGGAGCAGCUGCAGGGAUGAAGGAGUCAGACGUCCUGAACGCGCUCAGCCAUCUGCACGUGACCGGACAGAUCCUGUUCUACAACAACAUCAGGGGGAUGGAAGAUCUGGUCUUCCCGGACCCAACCAUCAUCCUCACACUCUUCAAGCAGAUCUUCAGGCAUGACCUACCGGCAUAUCUGGACAGCAUAGCCGAGUCUCUCUCUGAGCAUACCAGAGCGCAUUUUGCUGAAGACAGGGAGUCCUUCCUGAAGACGGGCAGGGCAAGCGACAGUUUCAUGAAGAACCUGCUUGGAGACAACAUUGCCACUUUCAACAGUCUCCUUCCCCUGAUGAAGCACUUCGGCCUGUGUUACUCAGGGUCGGUGAUCUUUCCAACAGAGCUUCCUGCCGCCCAGCCUGACGAGGUGGCGCGCUGCUGGCCAGAGGUUGUGCCAUCAGGCGGCGAGGAGAUCUCUGUUACCAUAGAGUACAGCCAAGAGCCUCCUCUGGGUCUACCGGAAACCAUGAUCUCCCGUAUCCUGUCCAUGGAGCAGACCACACGCCGUCUCCUCACCAAGGACACAGUUGUCGUUCAUGUUGGAGAGAACGCAGAAGACGUCAUGUACCGCCAUUUCCCUACAAGAGAAGAAAUCCGGAUCCGGGGAGAGCCGGAGAAGGCGUGGCGCCAGGCUCAGACGGUAGCGAAGGUGAUGGAGGCCUUAACAGUGUUGGAAGUGGAGAAGCAACAAAGUCGCUCACUAUAG